Cannabis sativa is the source of this 1675-nucleotide messenger RNA. RefSeq names its product beta-1,3-galactosyltransferase 7-like. The transcript has 11 exons. Gene Ontology annotation, cellular component: Golgi membrane. Gene Ontology annotation, molecular function: beta-1,3-galactosyltransferase activity. Lineage: Eukaryota; Viridiplantae; Streptophyta; Magnoliopsida; Rosales; Cannabaceae. The coding region runs from base 161 to 1363 and encodes 400 amino acids. The record is from RefSeq and is a predicted model, not a curated record.
UAAAAUAAAUAAAUAAAUAAAUAAAUAAUCCAAAUCAAAUUCUGUUAUAUAAUACUUUUUCAGUUUUCAGUUUCAUUUUCAAUUUUCCAAACAGAGAAAUUCCUCUUACUAUUAUUGCAAGAGGACCUUCUCUCUCUCUUCUUGGUUUUGGUUUUUUCAAAUGAAGGGUCGGAGCUCUGGUAGAAUCUCCGCCAAAUGGAUUCCAUUCGUUUCUAUGUUUUCCUUCUUCCUCGGCGUUCUCAUCACUAUCAGUUCUUCUAGAAUGUGGACGCCACCUGAGUCAACCAAUCAACUCAUUUCCAGUCAUCGCCAUGACCAGGAGCUUCAAGUCGUCGCGGAGGAUUGUGCAACCAAGAAGAAGCCUGUACAAGAAAAGGAAGUGAUGAGCGAAAUUCACAAGACCCAUAAAUCAAUUCAAUCUCUAGACAAGCAAAUGGCAAUGAUUCAGAUGGAAUUGGCUGCCACUCGGAGUUCUAGGGAGUUGGGAUCGUCAUCUGAGGGUUCGGAUACCAAACCUACGUUGCCUAAUGAAGGAACUACGAGGAAGAAAGUGUUUAUAGUAAUUGGAAUCAAUACUGCUUUCAGCAGUAGGAAGCGUCGUGAUUCGGUUAGAGAGACAUGGAUGCCUCAAGGGGAAAAGCUUCUCCAAUUAGAGCGUGAGAAGGGUAUUGUUAUUCGCUUCACAAUUGGCCAUAGUGCAACUUCCAAUAGCAUUUUAGAUAGAGCCAUUGAUUCAGAAGAAGCUCAACAUAAAGAUUUCCUUAGAUUGGAACAUAUUGAAGGAUAUCAUGAAUUAUCUGCCAAGACAAAAAUUUACUUCUCUACUGCAGUUGCAAAAUGGGAUGCUGAUUUCUAUGUCAAGGUUGAUGAUGAUGUUCACGUCAAUUUAGGUAUGCUAGCAACUACUCUAGCCCGACACCGGUCAAAGCCAAGAGUCUACAUUGGUUGUAUGAAGUCUGGACCUGUUCUUUCUCAAAAGAGUGUCAAAUACCAUGAGCCAGAAUACUGGAAAUUUGGAGAAGAAGGGAACAAAUACUUCCGACAUGCUACUGGGCAGAUCUAUGCAAUCUCCAAAGAUCUAGCUACAUAUAUUUCCAUCAACCAACCUAUAUUGCAUAAGUACGCCAAUGAAGAUGUAUCACUUGGUGCUUGGUUCAUUGGCCUCGAAGCUGAACACAUUGAUGAUCGUAAUAUGUGCUGUGGUACUCCACCAGAUUGUGAGUGGAAGGCACAGGCAGGCAACGUCUGCGUUGCAUCAUUUGAUUGGAGCUGCAGCGGGAUCUGCAAAUCUGUGGAGAAAAUCAAAUUUGUUCAUGAUAAGUGUGGUGAAGGGGAUGGAGCUGUUUGGAGUUCCUUGUUUUAAAAUGCAUUCAUUUUGUGGUGUCUUUCUUUGGCCAAUUGCAGACACAGAAUGCAGUUUUUAAGGAGAGUUCAAAUUGAGAAGGCAUUUACGAAUAGCGAUACACACGUCGAAAGAAUACCGGCGCUCUCUCAUUUUAAUUUAUUUUUUGUUAAAAAGACUAGUAAGGAACCAUGUGAAAGGGAAAGCCAAAGUUGUUGUAAUUUUAUACCGAUAAUCCAUGAUGGUUCUAAUUGUAUUUAUACCAAUCUUUCUAAUCAAAUCAUUGUUGCUUAAAGAUAUCUUAUAUAUAUAAUGCUAAAGCUUCAUUAGCCA